CCACGCCUCCACUAGAGAGGUCGCAAACGGAACCCACACCAUCCCCCAAACGAACAAGGAAAAAGUUUUCGAUUUCUCCGCGAUUCUCCUCCGGCGGCUCGCCGAUUCCUGUCGAUCCAGCUAUCGGGGUUAUUAGGCGUUCGGAUUUGGAACCCGCAACCAUGACGACGGACCAGCCGGUGAUCAGCUUGCGCCCCGGCGGCGGCGGCGGCGGCCCCCGCGCCAGCCGCCUCUUCUCCCCCGCCUUCGCCACCGCCGCCUCCGGUUCCGGCGACUUCCUCCGACCGCACGGCGGCGCUGCCUCCGGCGUCUCCAGGAUUGGCGACUCACAUUUUGAGACACGUGAGCGUAUUCGUUAUUCAAGAGAUCAACUUCUUGAGCUGCGCGAGAUCGCUGAUGUACCUGAGGACAUCUCAAGGAUUAAGCAGGAAAUUGAAGCAGAGCUUCAGGGUCUGCUUCAGGUUGAUGACCAGAGCUGGGUUCGCAAUGAUUCAAUUGUGCCAGCGCAGACGCAAACCCAAACCCAAACACAAGCACAAGCACAAAAUCGGUAUACAGAGACAGAUAACCGUGACUGGCGUACACGCACAGUGCAACCUCCACCAGUCCAUGAAGAGAAGUCUUGGGACAAUAUUCGUGAAAAUAAAGAAUUGUACAAUUCAAGUGGUAGGCAGCAAGAGCAAUUUAACAGGCAAGAUCAGUUGAGCUCCCAAUUUGUUUCAAAAGCACAGGUUGGCCCCCCUCCAGCUCUUAUCAAGGCUGAGGUACCUUGGUCAGCCCGAAGAGGCAAUCUCACGGAGAAAGAUAGAGUCCUGAAAACAGUGAAAGGUAUAUUAAACAAACUGACGCCAGAGAAAUUUGAUCUACUCAAGGGCCAACUACUGGAAUCUGGAAUCACUACUGCUGAUAUUUUGAAGGAUGUUAUUUCUCUCAUAUUUGAGAAGGCUGUUUUUGAGCCCACCUUCUGUCAGAUGUAUGCCCAACUUUGUUCUGAACUCAAUGACAAUCUCCCGUCAUUCCCUCCCGAAGAAUCAGGUGGUAAAGAGAUUACAUUCAAACGUGUGCUGUUGAACAAUUGUCAGGAAGCUUUUGAAGGUGCCGACAGCCUUAGGGUCGAGAUUGCAAGAUUGAUUGAACCUGAUCAAGAGAUGGAGAGAAGGGACAAAGAAAGGAUUUUCAAGCUUAGGACACUUGGGAAUAUUCGUCUCAUUGGUGAGCUACUGAAGCAAAAGAUGGUACCUGAGAAGAUAGUUCAUCACAUUGUUAAGGAAUUACUGGGUUCUGAUAAAAAGGCUUGUCCUGAUGAGGAACACGUUGAAGCCAUCUGUCAGUUCUUCAAUACGAUUGGCAAACAGCUUGAUGAGAACCCAAAGUCUCGCCGAAUUAAUGAUACCUACUUCAUUCAGAUCAAGGAACUAGUCGCAAAUCCUCAGUUGACACCACGUUCGAAGUUCAUGGUUCGUGAUUUGAUUGAUCUUCGUUCUAACAACUGGGUACCUCGACGUGCGGAGAUUAAGGCCAAGACAAUUAGUGAAAUUCACUCGGAGGCUGAAAAGAAUCUUGGUUUACGCCCCGGGACCACAAUGAGGAAUGGACGUAAUGCACCAGGUGGGCCCCUUUCGCCUGGAGGUUUUCCAAUGAAUAGGCCAGGGAUAGGAGGUAUGAUGCCCGGGAUGCCUGGAUCAAGAAAGAUGCCUGGGAUGCCUGGGUUAGAUAAUGAUAACUGGGAAGUUCAGCGUUCUAAAUCAAUGCCAAGGGGUGACCCACUUCGCAACCAGGGUCAGUCUGUUAAUAAGCUGUCAUCUAUUAACAAGCCAUUGCCCAUCAACCACAAGCUUCUUCCUCAAGGCAGUGGAGCACUGAUGGGAAAGAGUGCACUUCUGGGCACUGGCGGUCCACCGUCUCGCCCUUCCAGCUUUACUAGUCCCAUUCAGUCACCAGGGCAAGCUACAGCUUCACCAAAACCAUUGAGUGCAACUCCAGCUCCUGUGCUUGUCCCUGACAAAGCAGCCACUUCUUCCAAGGUUAUCCCCGCCGAGCUUCAGAAGAAGACAAUAGCUCUUCUGGAGGAGUAUUUCGGUAUACGUAUUCUGGAUGAAGCACAACAAUGUAUUGAGGAGUUGCAGAGCCCUGCUUAUUACCCUGAGAUCGUUAAAGAAGCCAUCAAUCUUGCUCUGGAUAAAGGUGCCAGUUUUGUUGAUCCUCUUGUUAGGCUUCUGGAGCAUCUGUACACCAAGAAAAUUUUCAAGACUGAAGAUCUGGAAAAUGGUUGUUUGCUAUAUGGGUCGCUGUUGGAAGAUAUCGGUAUCGACCUUCCUAAAGCUCCAACACAAUUUGGUGAGAUUGUUGCUCGUCUGAUUUUGUCGUGCGGUCUGAGAUUUGAAGCUGUUGAGGAGAUUUUAAAGAAAAUGGAUGAUACCUUCUUCCGCAAAGAAAUUUUUAAAGCUGUCACAAAAACCCUGGAAGCAAACUCACCAGGUCAGGCUAUCUUGAGCUCACAUGCUGCUGUCAUUGACGCGUGCAACAACCUCUCGAAAUAAUAGCUCUCGGCAGCUCAACAUCUCAUAUGCUGUAUCUAGUGUGAACAGCAUGGUGUAUUCUUCUAUAGUUUAGGUGUUUCACUGCUGAGGAACUCUGAUGCUGGAGGGUGCGAGCAACAGCCAGUUUUGAGCUGUAUAUUUUUGCGAGGUAACAUGAGUGUUGGUUAUUGGUUCGACAAUGAAGGAAAAGAAAGAAGCCAUGGAUUUUGCUCUCUUGCGGCGGCGUCUUAAUUCGCUGGAGCAUGAGAUGAACAAGGCUUAAAUGUGAUGUUUUUGAGUCCCCUCAAUGUUAUUAUUUCUUUUCUGUCCUUACAGAUUUUGUAACAAUGUACUAUGGUUUUGGAGUAUUCUGUUGGUUACAAUAUACUCCUAUUCUAUUGUGUCGUCGUCGCAGGAGUCCAAAUUCAAUCUAUAGAUUAUUUUGGCUUGUGACCCUCCGAAA
Molecule: messenger RNA, 2982 nt
Organism: Brachypodium distachyon (stiff brome)
Lineage: Eukaryota; Viridiplantae; Streptophyta; Magnoliopsida; Poales; Poaceae
Product: eukaryotic translation initiation factor
Exons: 9
Coding region: 162-2540 (792 amino acids)
Cellular component (GO): eukaryotic translation initiation factor 4F complex
Molecular function (GO): mRNA binding; translation initiation factor activity; protein binding
Source: RefSeq, a predicted model, not a curated record